AUGGAAAAUGAUGACACGUUUCAGCCUAAAGAUAAUAAGAGCAACAGCUUGUUACUCGCUAGUUUGCUAAAUAUUGGUUUGUACUCACUCAUAAAUUUAAUAAUAGUUGGAUUGGUAUUUAUGGUCAUUGCAUUACGAAGAAGGAAAGUAAAGGCAGCGUUGCCUCGAAAUAGUUCCCCAUACUCUGAUAGUAUGAAAGGUGUAUCUCCAAUUUGUAUUGAUAAUACUAUUCUGUAUCCCAAUUUAAAUUUCACAACAAACGAUGAAGUAUAUUACAUUUCUAAAAUAGAUGACACCUACGUUCAGCAAAUGAGAACCUAUAUAUUAGAUUCUCAUGGUGAAAUAAUGAAAGAUCUGCCAAGAACGAUGACUAAGGCAAUUACUACAACCCGGAGGCUAUAUUUUAUAAGAAAUUCGUUGUCUUAUAUACAAAAGAUAAGAUUAAAAGGAUUUUGGAAACCGUUUAACAGAAAAAACACGACAUCAUGA
Molecule: messenger RNA, 489 nt
Organism: Tetrapisispora phaffii CBS 4417
Lineage: Eukaryota; Fungi; Ascomycota; Saccharomycetes; Saccharomycetales; Saccharomycetaceae
Exons: 1
Coding region: 1-489 (162 amino acids)
Source: RefSeq, a predicted model, not a curated record